Messenger RNA from Cebus imitator (Panamanian white-faced capuchin), 853 nucleotides. RefSeq lists its product as uncharacterized. The record is from RefSeq and is a predicted model, not a curated record. Bases 1 to 762 code for a protein of 253 amino acids. The transcript is spliced from 3 exons. Lineage: Eukaryota; Metazoa; Chordata; Mammalia; Primates; Cebidae.
AUGGAGCGUGCGUUCUUAACUCACGCCCCUACUCUUUUAUGCCCACUUCCAGUGACUCAUCCCUGUAUCUGGGAGCGAUGCCCACACGCCUUCCCGGAGGGCUUCUCCGCCAGGGUUUUUUGGGGGGAUGCUGACAUAAAGUUUCACGUGCUCUGUCCACCAAGCGCCCUCCCUCCCGUCGCACUUACACCUGAACUUGUCUCCAGCACUGCGGACACCCGGCUGACACAUUCCUUCGGAGAGGGAGGGCAAGACUUUUCUCCCGAGCCUCUGGUAACUCGUGGAGUCUAUAUAAGGCUCACGGCCGGCUCUUCUCGGCUACAACUCCCCCUUCCUUCCUGGAGCACCAGAGCCUUACUCUCUCAGUCCCCCGUCGCCACCUCCGUCCCCUCCGCAGCCGCCGCUCCAGCCGGCCCAGCCGGCGCUAGCGCUCGCGGCCCCGGGCUCCGCUGGACACCCGUCUUCUUCCUCUCCCUCUUCCCUAGCUCUGGAUUGAUUGAUGACCACCGGCGGCCAGUGACUCUGACACCACGCCAUCCUUGGUCGGGCAUCACAGCCCCACGUCCCCGACGUCAGCCUCCCGGGAGCGUUGGCAUCCCCGAACCCACAGCGUGGAGCCCGAGCCCCGGGCCGCCGCCGCCUCCCAGCUCUACGCCAGGGCGCUGCCAGGCUCCUUUCCCAGAGCGCCGGAGAAAGGAAGGGAGGGAAGCCAGCGAGCGUUGGAAGGGGGUGUGGAGGCCACGAGAUCUCCCCUUCUUUUGAAAUCUUUUUUCACUUAAACUUUUGCUUGUUCCCCCCUCGACCUGUUUGUGUUUGUUUGCAGCAUAUCAGAUCAAUUACACAUUUUUCAUGA